Coffea eugenioides is the source of this 402-nucleotide messenger RNA. RefSeq names its product glutaredoxin-C9-like. The transcript has a single exon. Lineage: Eukaryota; Viridiplantae; Streptophyta; Magnoliopsida; Gentianales; Rubiaceae. The record is from RefSeq and is a predicted model, not a curated record. The coding region runs from base 1 to 402 and encodes 133 amino acids.
AUGCAGGUAGUGAAGGAGUCAUCAAGCAUCCCAAUGGACAAACCCGGAGAAUCCCAUUCCCUAGGAUUGAGAAUGGAGUCAAUCUAUGAGAAGGUGCGCCUCUUGGCAUCAGGCAAUGCGGUGGUCAUCUUCACCAUGAGUGGCUGCUGCAUGUGUCAUGUUGUUAAGCAACUGCUCUUUGGCUUAGGCGUAGCCCCGACAAUCGUGGAGCUCGACCACGACGCUGCUGGCCGUGAAAUCCAUUCCCUUCUCUUGCAGCUCUCUGGCAAAACUCAGCAACAACCUGUUCCUGCAGUCUUUGUGGGGGGCAAGUUCUUGGGUGGCAUUGAAACAGUCAUGGCUUGCCAUAUUAAUGGCAGUCUGGUUCCUCUCCUUAAGGAUGCCGGAGCGCUUUGGCUCUGA